UGGGGCCGAACCCAUGCAACGCGCGCACUGUGCACUCACUAUCUGGUCAAUAAGGGCCACGGUUCCGGCCCCUCCGUCAGUUCAUUCAAAGCCGCCCAUUGGUAAAGAACUCGCAUAGUUCACCCAAGCAACCGGGCCUUUCAAGAACUAGUGAUGCCGGAAGCUUCAUAACAAGUCCAACGAUAUCCAGCAGUAUAUAUAAGAAGCAAGUCCAUGAUCUCUAUUCGUCGCUGUGCAGCAUGGAGAUUGAAGUGGCCCGAGGGAACGCCAAAGACAUUGACUAGGAGUUGCUCGCUGCAUUCAGCUGCGGACAGUCUUUCAUUUAUAACCCGAGAUGAGCUUGCCAUGAAAGUGACAGAUCCAGCACAGCGUUGUGGUCUAGAUUAUUUGAUUGUGGAUGUUCGGGAGCCUUGGGAUUACUCACGCCUCCAUAUUCGUUCUGCUGUUAACAUACCUUCCCCGCUGAUGCUGACGAUGCCUGCGGAUGCUUUGCUGGAUCGAUUGGCAGCCGCUGCUGUGCGAGCGUCUGGUCAACAGCUUGAUCUUACUGCACUUCCGGGACAAUUGAUCUUUCACUGCACGGUGUCAUUAGUCCGUGGCCCGACCGCGGCAGUGAGACUCAUUGAGAUCUUGCGGACAACAAGGUCGAUCAAGGAUAAACCUGAGAUUUCUGUGCUUGACGGGGGAUUCAAGUCGUGGGCUAAAGCGUAUGCAAAUGACCGCAAGCUGGUGGAAGGUUCAGAUGCACCAUCUGGGUAACUGAAAGAGCCUUGACGCCAACAGACGAGGUGGUCCGAUUUGGACAUAAGCACCUGCUAAAGGCUUUUAAGUGUCGAAUCUCAUGUGUUUUGCCCCAAUCCCAAUUUGCGAUUGUCAACCGAUUUUCAUGGUGUGACGACCACUGUGAUGAUGGCUGGACGGUGAUCUUCAAGAAGACAAUGUUAAACAUUCGGCAGCGUCUAACAUUGAAUUGCUGCCUGCAAAAUAGUGUUUGCAAACGUCAGGAAAUAUAUGCACAAUCUGUAACAUCUAAAUUCAGCCAACAGUUUAGCCAACAAGUGGCAUCUUGAAAAUCUUAUAAUAUAUUACACUCAUGUUGAUCAAUCA
This is a messenger RNA of Spizellomyces punctatus DAOM BR117, 1107 nucleotides long. RefSeq lists its product as uncharacterized. Lineage: Eukaryota; Fungi; Chytridiomycota; Chytridiomycetes; Spizellomycetales; Spizellomycetaceae. The transcript is spliced from 2 exons. The record is from RefSeq and is a predicted model, not a curated record. Gene Ontology annotation, cellular component: nucleus; cytoplasm. Gene Ontology annotation, molecular function: protein tyrosine phosphatase activity. Bases 214 to 759 code for a protein of 181 amino acids.